AUGACGGAACCUGCAAGCACAAACCAAUUUCGUGAUGCCUUAAGCAGAUGGAACCAAUCACGUUCACAGGCAGCCACUCAACCAACAAGUACUGAUUCUGGAAGUUCCUUUUUUGGAAGAAUUGGAGAGUCGCUAAAUGCUACAGCCAAUGACGUAUAUCAAAGGUUACCUAUUUCAAGACAAGAUUUAAUCCAAGAAACUCAAGAACCGGAAUGGUUCACCUUAUCAAGAACAGAGAGGUUGAUUUUAUUUAUUUGCUUCCUUUUGGGUGCAGCGGUGUGCUUCACAUUAUGUGUCUUCCUUUUCCCUGUAUUAGCCAUAAAACCAAGAAAAUUCGGUCUAUUAUGGUCAUUUGGAUCUUUAUUAUUCGUCACAGCUUUCGGGAUAUUUAUGGGUCCGAUUGCAUAUAUGAAACAUUUGACCUCCAGAGAAAGAUUACCCUUUACAAUUUUCUUUUUUACAACUUGCUUUAUGACCAUCUACUUUGCUGCAUUUAUGAAAAGCUCUAUACUGACCAUCCCAUGUGCUAUUUUACAGUUAAUCGCCGUGCUAUAUUACGCAAUUUCAUAUUUCCCAUUCGGUGGUACAACGUUAAGAAUGUUAAGUUCUAUGGGGUUAAGCACAGCUAGAGGCGUAUUAAGAAUCUAA
Messenger RNA from Naumovozyma dairenensis CBS 421, 648 nucleotides. RefSeq names its product Sft2p (gene SFT2). The coding region runs from base 1 to 648 and encodes 215 amino acids. Gene Ontology annotation, biological process: vesicle-mediated transport. The record is from RefSeq and is a predicted model, not a curated record. NCBI's taxonomy places the organism in Eukaryota, Fungi, Ascomycota, Saccharomycetes, Saccharomycetales, Saccharomycetaceae. The transcript has a single exon. Gene Ontology annotation, cellular component: membrane.